Molecule: messenger RNA, 2478 nt
Organism: Cladophialophora immunda
Lineage: Eukaryota; Fungi; Ascomycota; Eurotiomycetes; Chaetothyriales; Herpotrichiellaceae
Exons: 7
Coding region: 1-2478 (825 amino acids)
Biological process (GO): amino acid transmembrane transport
Cellular component (GO): vacuolar membrane
Molecular function (GO): protein binding; amino acid transmembrane transporter activity
Source: RefSeq, a predicted model, not a curated record
AUGUCGAGCUACGAAAAGAGGUUCGAGUAUAGAGGUCCAGCGGACGAGAUCGUCGAGCCCGAGGGUCUUUCGACGACUCGCUCGAGAGAUCUUGUCGGAGGCGCCCCUGCUGGUUACCAUGAUCGUGACGUCUUUGGCAACGAGGAAGAUGCGGAUAUCAAAUACAAAACACUGUCAUGGCCUCUCGUCGCCGUCCUCAUGAUUGCUGAAAUUGUCAGUAAUGGCAUGCUCUCCUUACCGGCAGCGACAGCGGUGGUCGGCAUCGUCCCCGGUGUCGUUCUGAUUAUCUUUCUUGGGGUCUUUGCAUUGUAUACCUCUCUCGUGCUUAUAGACUUCAAAAUCAACCACCCGGAAGUCCACAAUAUGGGCGAUGCCGGCAAGAUCCUCGGAGGCCCCCUCCUGCGAGAAAUCCUCGCCGCAGGGACUGUUAUCUUUGCUGUCUGUGCAACAGGGUCACAGCUACUUGCCGGACAAAUCGCCUUGGGUGUCUUGUCGGACAACAAGCUCUGUCUGAUGUGGUAUACUGGAAUCUUUGCAAUUCCAACCCUCAUACUCUCAUUCCCUCGGACCUUGGACCAGCUCUCCUGGCUCUGCAUUCCCUCAUGCUUCUGCAUUUUGGUCGCCGGCGUUGUAGGUAUGGGGGCCGCUGGAGGGAAUCCCGCUCCCGAUCGACACGUCGACGUCGUUCGCUCAGCCAGUUUUUACAACGCUUUUGUGUCCAUUACGAAUCCCGUUUUCGCGUACGCAGGACAUUUCAUGUUUUUCAUCUUGAUCUCAGAGAUGAAGCGACCCGCCGAUGCCAAAAAGGCGGCGUGGGUGUUGCAGGUUUUUGCCACUGCAUUCUAUGCCGUCUUCGCCGUCGUCAUGUACGUUUAUUUAGGGCCAUCGGUUCAAUCGCCAGCCUUUUCGUCUCUCCCCACCAAAUGGGCCAAAGCCACGUACGGCAUCGCCCUCCCCAACUUCCUCAUCGCUGGAUCACUGUACUCCCAUACCGCUGCCAAAUUAUUCUUCAUUCGAUUCUUCCGCAAAUCUCGGCACCAUCUGCACAAACAUACCAUCCUAGGCUGGGCCACUUGGACCACUCUCAUCAUCUUAGCCAAUGGGGCUGCAUUUGUGUUGGCUGUGGGUGUCCCUAUCUUCGCGUACCUAGUGAGUAUCGCGGCGAGUCUGUUCGCAAGCUGGUAUACCUAUGGGAUCGCCGGGGCGUUUUGGUUGUACGAUGCUUAUCAUGGGCUGGAUAAGGGUCGGGUGAAGGGUAUUUACGGUAUGCGGGCAUGGGCUGGGAGUCCAGUCAAGGCAAUCAUCAAUGUGGCGACUUUUGCUGCGGGAGCCUUCAUUUGCGUUGCCGUCCUCUCAAGCCAACUGGGAAGGCGAUCUGCCCAACGGCUAGAGACUCAAAUUGGUCAGGUUUCGUGCACUCUAGCUGGGGUUGUCCAAUUCGUCCAGACGACACAGCGCAACGUGCCCAGAUGUCUUGGGUAUCCGUGGGAAGCCGACGUCGCUUCUUCUCACGUCUAUCUCGAAGAUGUACUCGGCCGGUGUACGAUUUUGCCCGCGGUCCUCUGUCGUACUUUCGACACGUUUCACGAUACCCUGAAGAUAAUAUUCUCCGACCAUCCUGGGUUUCAGAAAGUGGUCCGCAGGGAGUUUGAGAUUAUCAACGAGACCGUUGGCCGCACAAUCUUGGAAUAUACGCCCGAGUCAAUUUUGGAAUAUACGCCUUGUGAUGCUAUCUAUGGCACAAGCCCUCUUUUAGCGGCAGCAGAGUCAGGACAUUUUGAGAUCCUCAAGAAGCUCCUCGAUUUUGGCGCCGAUAUCAACCAGAGAUCUGCCGGGUUGUAUCUACGCCCCCCGCUAUGUGGUGCUGCUGUAACGAGAAACUUAGAAAUGAUCGAUUAUCUUGUCGAAAGAGGCGCCGUUAUCUUCGGAAAUCAUGGUUCUCGCGCCUUAUGGGACGCUGUUGGCAGGGACCACGUCGACGUGGUCAGCCGUUUACUCGAUCUGGGCGCCAACGUCAAUGCUGAAGUGAAUGGAGUAGUCGCCAUUCACUGCGUCAAGUCCUUACGGAUGUUAAAUCUUCUUGUCGAAAGAGGCGCCGGUAUCUACGGAAAUCAUGGUUCUCGCGCCUUGCGGGCCGCUGUUGGCAGGGACAACGUCGACGUGGUCAGCCGUUUACUCGAUCUGGGCGCCAACGUCAAUGCUGAAGUGGAUGGAGCAGUCCCCAUCCACCACGUCGAGUCCUUACGGAUGUUGAAUCUUCUUGUCGCUCGCGGAGCGCAGGUGAACGAACCAUGUCCUCGAUUGCCAAACGGGACGGCAUUGGAGCGAGCGGUUUCAAAGGGUGAUAUAGGUCUUAUCAAGGAACUCUUACGCCUGGGAGCCGACACGCACAUUCCCGACUCUCGAGCUCGCGCUCAUUCUCUACUACAGUCUGCUGCUGCCGCCUCUAAACUUGUUGACACGGUGCCAACGACCUAG